Molecule: messenger RNA, 860 nt
Organism: Cucurbitaria berberidis CBS 394.84
Lineage: Eukaryota; Fungi; Ascomycota; Dothideomycetes; Pleosporales; Cucurbitariaceae
Exons: 2
Coding region: 192-752 (186 amino acids)
Source: RefSeq, a predicted model, not a curated record
CAACUCGGGUAGCCCCUUGCAUGCACAUUUAUACCUGAGGCAUUCUGCUCAAAUCCCUCAGCUGCCUUCGCUCGCUGAUACCACACCGAUCAUACCCUCUUAUUGGACCCCGCGUUCCCUGAUAUCCAAGACAAAAGACAGACGCUUACCCCGCAAAACGAGCCGCCCCAAACACACGACCUAGUUGUAACAUGGCAUCAAUGAACAAGACACCCAGCGAGGAAGAAAUCGCAUCAACCCUCACCCAUCUCAAAAUCUCCACAAAAUUCCCAGAGAAACCCGCCCACAAGCCGAAAUCCAAACCCGUAGCUGACAGCUGGGACGAGGAACCCUCAGGCUCAGAUACAGAGACAGAAGAAGCACCAAAAGCUUCGUCAGCAUCGGCCCAUGGCCCACUAGAGCCUUUAUCCGCCGUCGCAUCACUCGACUUCCCACCCAAUCCGCCGCCUCCCACGCCGGCUUCUCCUCCAUCCUUUGACUUUCCAGACAACGCACCAUUUAAUGCAAGGGGUCGAGGAGAUAGCGGUGUAGGCAGGAGCUUGGACAGGAGACCAGAUAAGACGACUGCUGUUGCAGGACGACUAAUUGCUGGAGCGUUGGGCGUGAGAGCGCCGAAAAGGACGGACGAGGAGAGGGAGUAUGAUCGCGUAACAAAGGAAAAGGAGCGCAAGAGGAGGGCAGAAGAGAAGGAACGGGAGAGUAGGGAAGCUGAGGAGAGGGAGGCGAGGAAAAAGGCUAUCUGGGAUGCAUAGAGGAUUCACUUGAGGUUACAGUGCUGUCUCUGACUUUCUAAAAUGUAAAUAUAGCUUGCGAAAAUGUACAAUUCAAAAUGCCAAAGAGCGAAGUUCAAGAUCCAUUAU